This is a messenger RNA of Rodentolepis nana, 4413 nucleotides long. NCBI's taxonomy places the organism in Eukaryota, Metazoa, Platyhelminthes, Cestoda, Cyclophyllidea, Hymenolepididae. The record is from the annotation of a GenBank genome assembly.
AUGCUGGAGCACGUUCAACGCUUCACUCAAGCCGCGGGUACAUUAGAAUUGACUAUUCAGACAAUUGAAGAGAUUGAAGUGCUAAACGAUGGCGCACCACCUAUUGAAACACCACCUCCUCCAUUGCACUCUAUACGCGUUGGUUGGUACUGUCCUUCCUGCAAGCAGGAAUCCCAAUAUCAUCCCAUUUCGCAGUACACAUGGCAUCUUUCCUUCGUGAAAUUUGUUGAUCUCUUCAUCAAUUCAUCUUCCUGCUUUGCUCAUGCACCCAUUAUCAGUGGGGGCCCAGUUUGUCCGAUUAAAAAUCUUCACAUCUACUUUGCUGCAGGCACUAGGAAGGUAACUUUCCGUUACAAGCCGACAAUGGUGUUUGAUGUCAGCAUGCCACCCUUGUCUGUAUGGUCAUUCUUUCCUCUUUGCGACCCCUUUAUGGCACAAUCAUAUUCCAACAGUGUUAUCGAACGCCAUACAACUAACUUAUCAAAUAAAUCAAGAGCCGUUUCUGUUGAACCCGUUGAAAUGCCAGGCUUUCUGCUUAAAGAUGUCAAGGAGACUCUCAAAAAGUAUUAUGAAGUCGUAUUGCGGUUAAAGUCUCAUUUGGUAACUUUACGGGAUGAAACACGAUCUGAGGACUUAAUCCGUCUAUUGGAUGCAUUUGACCAGAGCUUGAGUUUUGAAUGUUCAGAGACAGGAGUCAAGUCCCGGGUGGAAAUACUCGCCUUCCUAUUUGAUAACCUUUCUACCAGUCAAUCGCCUUUGUCGGGAUUAAAGUCAACUGCUAAUGAACCGGAUGAUACUUAUUCUCUGGAGACAAGUCUUGGAGAAGAGAUUGACCCCGAUCGCACGCUUUCCUCUUACGAAUCCCUAGCUUCUUGGAUGAUUCAGUUGGCUGCAUUGUCUUUCGAGGAGAAAAUUUCGUUGAUAUAUGCGCUACUCUAUCUCAUCAGACGCUGGAUUUUCAACUUCGUUAAUGAAUGGAAUACACGUCUUUCCCGCUACAAUUUAACAGCGAAACUAAUUGAAAAAUCGACAUACAAGGAGCGCAAGGCUAAGUCUGCUCUUACCCCAACUGAUCCUCCCAGUGACCAGACACCAGGAUCAUUUCAAGAAAUAUCUCCCUCGCCUUCUAUCGCCGAUCUUAAUGUUGAAGAUACGGAUACUAGCGGCAAGAAUAUUAAAGUUGGUACAGUCAAGCGUAUCAUCACGGCCAUUCUGCCUGGAAGUAACGAGACAAAGUUGAAUCUCGAAUCCUGGCCUCUUGUUGAACAUCCACAGAUCCUUCCACCGAAUGGUCAAAGCCUCCUCCUACAAGCUAUUAAAAUUGAGUCAGUGAGCUCUCCACAUGUAGGCAAUGCUGAUAGCACACCAACUGUGUGCGCCAAAGAGGAGCUGGCUAAAAAGUUGAGUGAAAUCCAUAUUCUUGAAGUAAUGCCGGAUGUUUACGUGAUUGACCAGGAGAUAACCUCCAUUGUAGCGUAUGCGCUCGCGACGGAUAGUUAUGCCUCCAAAUUACAAGUACUUUCUGACUUCCAGGCUACGACCAGUAAAAAAUCUUCGAUUAAGUCGUCGGAAAUACAAAUUUCUGAAAUUGAAAUUAAGUCAUCAUCAGUGCAAUCGAGCUCAGUUUCUUGUAAACCAGGCAUGGGUGCUAUUUCAUUAGGGAAUGUGAUGGAUGAUGCGGAACCCUCUUCGAGUGUACCUGAUGAUACCAAGUCUCUUAAAGUUUCUUCUAUAGAUCCGCAUAUUGAAAUUCAAUUCGCAGAUGCCUCGACCAAUUUUUCUUGCCGAAUUUACUAUGCUGAAGAAUUUCAUCAACUACGAAAACUUAUGUUCCCCCAAGGGGAGGCUGGGUUCAUUCGAUCUCUUUCACGGUGUCACAACUGGGCUGCUAAGGGUGGGAAGUCCGGUUCCCUGUUUAUGAAGACUCAUGAUGAACGAUUCAUUGUUAAAGAAUUGUCGUCCAUUGAGCUGAAAACAUUCCACGAUAUAAAAGACCAGUAUUUCAACUAUCUAACAGCGGCUGUUAAUGACAUGCGACUAUCGCUGCUUGCUCGUAUUCUGGGCAUAUUCAAUGUUGAAUUCAAGAAUACUGCUAGCGGUGAGAAUCGAAGAUUAGAUGUAUUGGUUAUGGAAAAUCUCUUCCACAAUCGACCUGGAAUCUCUCAGAUUUACGAUCUGAAGGGAUGUUUUCGUGGUCGACUUGUCGACUUGUCAUCUAGCAACGUGCCAGUAUUGUUAGAUCUGAAUUUCCUAAACGAUACAACUGUCAAUCCAAUCUACGUUCGAUUACACUCCAAGAACGCACUCAUGCACUGUCUACAAUUGGAUACCCAGUUCCUCGCAGAUCUCUUUAUAAUGGAUUAUUCGCUUUUAGUCGGGGUUGACAGGGUAACAGGCCAAUUGGUGAUGGGUAUAAUAGACUACCUCCGAAAGUUCACGUUCGACAAACGCGUUGAGAUGAUAGUGAAACAAGCGAUAUCUAGUGUGCAGGGUCCUAUGCCUACUAUCAUUAUGCCAGUGGAUUAUCGAGACCGUUUGAUUGAGCAAAUGGAUCGAAAUUUCCAUCUUGUGCCGGAUCAGUGGUAUGACUCGCUUGCGGAUCACAAGGAAGGCACUGCGGCAGCAUCUGAAGUAACGUCUUUUCGAAGUAAACACACCACUUUUUAUUUCUUAUCUCUUAGCUCCACAAUGUCUGGAGAUGAGGUAGUCCCCCGCACCAAGGGAAACUUAACAGUAGCUCUUAUUUGCGACUGCUUCUACCCGAAUAUUGGCGGCGUAGAGAGUCACAUUUACCAGCUCGCCCAGUGCCUCCUCUCACGUGGACAUCGAGUUAUCGUCAUCACACACUCCUAUGGAACUAAAUGGCAACGACAGGGUGUACGAUACAUGGCCAAAGGAUUGAAGGUCUAUUACAUUCCCUACCGACCCUUCUACUGUCAAGCUGUUUUCAUUACCGUGUUUGGUGAGCUUUCUGUUGUACGCGAUAUUUUCAUUCGUGAAAGUGUGGAUAUUGUUCACGGUCACUCUGCGUUCUCCCCACUGGCACUGGAGUCCUUGUUACAUGCCAAAGCGAUGGGGUUAAGCGCGCUCUUUACAGAUCACUCAUUGUUCGGUUUCGCUGAUCUCUCAUCUAUACUGGCUAAUCGUGCUCUGCACAUGUUUCUCAAUGUUGUAGAUAACUUUAUUUGUGUUUCGAAUGUGGCGAAGGAGAAUACAGUUCUUCGUGGUCAUAUGGAACCAGAAAGAGUUUAUGUCAUUCCAAAUGCUAUCGAUUCUACUGCAUUUACACCGGAUCCUUCCUGUCGUGACCCCGAUAACAUUACCGUGGUCAUCAUUAGCAGGCUGGUGUAUAGGAAAGGUGCCGAUUUGAUGGCACUUAUAAUUCCACCAAUGUGCCAUACUUUCCCGAAUCUUCGCUUCAUUAUUGGUGGUGACGGACCAAUGCGACUAGCUUUGGAAGAAAUGCGGGAGAGACAUAAUCUGCAUUUCCGCGUAGAAAUGCUUGGCGCUUUACCUCAUCACAAAGUACGCGACGUUCUUGUUCGUGGUGAUAUCUUCCUCAACGUCUCUCUUACUGAGUCCUUUUGUAUUGCUAUUGUUGAAGCUGCAAGCUGUGGCCUCCUUGUUGUGAGCACAAAGGUCGGAGGAGUGCCGGAAGUUCUGCCUCAGCACAUGAUGAGAUUAGCUCCAGCUAGCGCCUCUGAAUUAGCUUCUACACUUGCUAAUGCUGUUGAAGAGAUUCGUCAACAGCGCCUUCAAUGGUCUCACGAAACCUCUCUGACUCGUUCUGUUUCGCAGGAAGCACUUCAUAAUCCAGACCACUUGUCUCAACGAGCAGUCAGCCAAUAUGAGAUCUCGGAAGUGACAAAGGUAAAACAGGAGAGAGUUGAAAAUACUACUGGUUUAAGUAUGGGAUAUCCUAGGAUCCAACGAACACUUCCACCGUCUUGGCCUCCUGCUUCUGCUGUGGAGAUUGCGUGGCAGCGUCAUCGGGAAAUCAGGCAGUUCUACACAUGGCAUGACGUUGCUCGUCGAACGGAGAUUGCAUAUCACGCUGCCAUGUCGAGACCUCGCAUUACUCCAUUGGAAGCAGCUAAAGCGGCGUAUCAAAAAUUAGGACCUGUUUGUGGAAAAAUCAUGGCAAUCGCAUGGAUUAUUGACUGGAUACUCCUGAUAAUUCUGGAAUGGCUUCGACCAGCAAAUACUAUUGAUCGUGUGCCGUAUUUUUCAACAACUCCGUCACAAUUCGAGAUGUGGAACAAAAUGGAAACGUCACCAUACGUGGAGACGACUACUCCAUCAUCUGGAAGUAGUAUUUCUCCGAAAAAAUACGCUCUUAAAAGAAGAACAGCUACUUCCACUAGAGACAAUAGUCCUGGUCGUAGUGUGAACAGAUCUCCACAUUCUUCUUAA